GGGCAAUUAGGUUCCAGUGGAUGUUUUUUUCUGUCCUUUGCACAAAAACGAGGGUUCCUCAGAGCUGGCCCUGCUUGUCCUGGGGUCCUCCUUCCUGGUCCUCCAGGUCUUGCCCAGGGCCUUUCCCCAUCCCUCUGCCGCACUUCAGUAAGCUGAGAAUGGCUUGGAGCGAAGGGGGAGACACAGUGUCCAAAACAGGUCCUAAGCUUGGAAAAAUACUUUCACUUCUCUUUUCCCCUUUUGGGCGGAGCCGUCUCUGGGUAAGUCAGUCUGUGGGAAGAAUUUCUGCCCAGAGUCCGGGCAGCCACAGUGGACACAGGCCAGGCAGACGGGAGGGACUGAAGGCCAGGCUCUGAGGAUGGCAGAUGGAGGCCACGACCUGACUGUCAGGAUGUCCACAGAAGACCAGAACAUAGAUGGCAGGCUUAAUUAUGACUAUAUAUUCAGUUACUUCAAAAGAUUUAAGGUGAAGAUUUCAUAUGCGAUAGAAAAGACAUUUCCAUUCCUUGAGCUCCUCCGUGACCAUGAAUUCAUCACAAAUGAAAUGUUUGAAGAUUGUCAAGCAUCUUGUAGAAACCUGGUCCCUGUAAAUAACGUGAUUUACAGCAUUCUUGAUGAACUGGAGAAGAAAUUUAACCUAGAAGUUCUGAAGAUAUUGUUCGACGAUGACAACAUAAAGGAAUACCCUGGUUUAAUUCCCAUUUAUAAAACCUUCUUAAAUGUGCUUCCAGACAAAUGGUAUUUACAAGGAAUUGAUGAAAAAGGGAGAGAGGAGGGGCCCAGCAGCCAACUAACCCUGGAACAAGGUAAUAACAACAGGGCAGAACGUUCUCAGCUGCUAAGAGGAAAAGGGGCCCGAGUUCCCCCAGGAACUGGUGAAAACUCCUUUCCAAGCCUGCCUGGACCACACUUGGAUUCCUCCUUUUCCACUGGUACAACCCCACCUGAGAGUGGACUCUUGGAGCACCUCUGUGAAACAGAACAAGCAAAUACAAGGAGACAUGACACAACCGGAGACAAAAAUGAUGAACUAGGACACCCACAAGCAAAUCAACAAUGUGCCCAAGAGCCUGAGCCACCAGGCACCAUCUGUGAGGACUCUGAGAAACCCAGUGAUGGAGAUGGGCCCCUGGGAGCCUCCAUCUCAGCACUGGAAAGUGAACAUGAUAAGAAAGUCAUCAGUGACUAUGGCUCUUCAGAUUUGGGAAAGAAAGAGGCCCAAGAAGCCACUCGUUCACGACCCCAGAUUGCACCAGAGAGAAAAACUGCCAAUCCCGGACCUUUGAAAAGAAGAAGCAGCAGAAGAAGCAAAAGAAGAGUUUCAAAGUUUCCCAGAGAUGAAAGUAUGAAUUUUCUACUUCCUGAACUUCCUGUGACCUGUGGUGACAUAAAGGGGAUUCUGUAUAAGGAGAAACUGAAACAAGGAACCUCAGAGAAGUGUAUAAAGAGUGAGACGAGAAGGUGGUUCACUCUCAGGCGAUUUGAAAUUAAAGGAGGCUAUGAAAAAACCAGCAACUGGAAGCUAAGCAUACGCUGCGGUGGAUUUACCCUGAAAGAACUAAUAGAGGGCUCUGCCACGGGCCUGGGAGAGAUUCAAGUGUCUGGCUUUCCCUCCAGCCUGCCCCCAGUACGACAGCCUUCUCAGCAAGGGGAAGAGGAAACAUGGAGUUUACCACCACUCCCAGUAACCUUGCCAACUUCUUGGAAGGCAGAAGCAGCUGAGGCCAAUUUGGAGCCCAGGCCGUUACCCUGGACUCAGGCCAAGAAGACUGGAGGGACUGAAGGCCGGGCUCUGCGGAUGGCAGGCGGGGGCCACGAGCUGUACAUUGGGAGCAGAGCUACCCAGCCAAGGACUCCAAAUAAUUCCUUUCCUGUGUGUCUGAUGGAUAUAAAGAAGAAGCCACUUUUUAACUCAGAAGAUGAGCAGCAAGCCCAAGCAAGAACUAAUCAUAACCAGGCAUCUGACAUAAUAGUCAUCACCAAUGAGGACUCUGAAAAAUGCAACGACGGAGACGAGCCCCUGGGAGCCCCCCUCUCCGCACUGGAAAUGAUCAAGGAAUAUGGAUCUUCAAAAUCACCUGAGAGAGAGGAAACCCAAGAAGCUACUUGCUCACAACCCCAGAAUACGCCAGAUCCUGUGAAUAUUGGAAACACAUCUACUUGUUGUAUCCGCAAAAGGAAAAGACCACUCAGGGCCCAGAUUGUUCAAUGCCCCAACUGCAGUACAGUCAUCACCAAUGAGGACUCUGAAGAAUCCAACGACGGAGAUGAGCCCCUGGGAGCCCCCCUGUCAGCACUGGAAAUGUCCUAUAUCGAUUACCUUCUCAAAUCAAUUGAGGGACAGGACACCCAAGCAAGCACUUGCUCAGGACCCCAGAAUGCACCAGCACUGCUGCCCCUUGAAGCUUCCCUGCAAUUCCGUGAAGCCAAUCCUGUGGGAAGACUACCCACUCCAGUGAUUCAGGCUGCCUUCUUCACCUCCCACUCUAAGAGCAGAGAGCCAGGAAGUCAUCCCUAUUUCUUGACUUUUUUAAGGUAUACCAUAUCUCUCUCAACAUUAUGCUGCCUGUGCCUUCGAGAGGAUUGGCAAAGAAAAUGGGCAGAGCAAUCCAGCCAAGGACUCCAAAGUAAUUCCUAUCCUGUGCACCUGAUGGAUAAAACGAAGAAAAAAACAUCUAUUAACUCAGGAGAUGAGCAGCAAGCCCAAGCAAGAACUAACCAUAACCAGGCCUCUGACAUAAUAGUUAUCAGCAGUGAGGACUCUGAAGAAUCCAAUGAUGAAGAGAAGCCCCCGAGAGCCUCCAUCUCAGCACUGGAAAUGGUCAAGGAAUAUGGAUUUUCAGAAUCACAUGAGAGAGAGGAGACCCAAGAAGCCACUUGCUCACAACCUCAGAAUGCACCAGGAGCAGACCUACAAAGACCUGAAAAGGAGAAGUGUUCCUGUGUCAUGUGUUUUUCAAGUGGAGUGCCAACAAGUCAAGAAGCAACAGCAGAAAGUAGCCAAACAUCUGACAUGAUGGAUACCACGGAUGCUGGAAACAAUUCUGCUUUGAAAAAACACAGUGGAAAAAGAAGGGGAAAGAGAAGACAUAUAGCUAAUGUAAAAAGUCUCCAGAGAAGUAAGAAAAAAUAUCAAAGAAUUCCCAAAGAUAAAAGUAUGAAUUUUCAACUUCCUAAACUUCCUGUGACCUGUGGUAAGGCAAAGGGGACUCUAAAUAAGAAGAAAUUAAAGAGAGGAACGUCCAAGAGGUGUAUAAAGAGUGAGGCUGGAAGAUGGUUGACUCUCAGGGAAUUUGAAAUUCUUGGAGGCUACAGACUAUCAAAGAACUGGAAGCUAAGCGUACGCUGUGGUGGAUAUACCCUGAAAGAGCUGAUAGAGAAUGGACAUAUACAAAACCCACCAAGAACAAGAACACCAGAAAACUCGAAUAUUUGUGUGGUGUGCAAAACAUGGGGAACGUUGCUCUGCUGUGACACCUGUCCAAGAUCCUUUCAUGAGAACUGCCACAUCCCACCUGUGGAGCCUGAGAGGAACGGAUGGAGUUGCAUCUUCUGCAAGAUAAAGGUUAUCCAGGGAAGGUGCCCAGAAAGCCAACCACGUCGUCAGGAAUCUGAGGUUCUGAGGAUGCAGAUGCUGCCUGAGGAACAGUUGAAAUGUGAGUUUCUCCUCUUGAAGGUGUAUUGUUAUUCAAAAACCCUGUUUAUUGCCUCAAAACCAUAUUAUAGUAGAGUGGGGUCUCAGGGCCCACAGAGACCCAAGUGGUUAGACAACGUCAAGAAAAGUCUGAAUAAGAAGAAGUACCCUCAAGUGAAGGGGUUUGUGGGGGACAUGCGCCUCGUUUUUCAGAAUGACAAGUUAUUGUACAGGAAAAAUAAAUCCACCAGACUGAUACUAAAAGUACAGAAAAACUUUGAGAAGAAUUUCAAAAACAUUUUUGCAAUUCAGGAAACCAGCAAGAACAAUUCUCCACUUUAGCCCAUUAUGAUGUUACCUUAGCCCAUUCUUGUUUCCUCCCUGCAGACCCUGCAGCAGGGAGGUGCACAGUGGGGGGGGGGUCCCCUCACCUCUGCACAAUCCUAUGCAAACAGCAUAUCCUCUGCUUUUCCAAACUUACUUCAUUGCCAUUCCUGCUCAUUUAUUUCCCUAAAUAAAAAUUACAAUUAUGUUA
Microcebus murinus (gray mouse lemur) is the source of this 4169-nucleotide messenger RNA. NCBI's taxonomy places the organism in Eukaryota, Metazoa, Chordata, Mammalia, Primates, Cheirogaleidae. The record is from RefSeq and is a predicted model, not a curated record.